This is a messenger RNA of Eutrema salsugineum, 1157 nucleotides long. RefSeq lists its product as uncharacterized. The record is from RefSeq and is a predicted model, not a curated record. The coding region runs from base 208 to 1086 and encodes 292 amino acids. Gene Ontology annotation, cellular component: plastid. The transcript has a single exon. Lineage: Eukaryota; Viridiplantae; Streptophyta; Magnoliopsida; Brassicales; Brassicaceae.
UUCAAAUUUUAUUCAGGUUAGCCUCACCUCAAGACUGGCCAUGACUUCAAAAAGACUUGCUUCUUGAGAUCAUCAAGACGCAGCGUACAGGUUAAACCGUUAAAAGGAAAAAAAAAAAAAAGACUUAACAUAUAUAUAUAAUAGAGAAAAAUUAGAGUGCGAGAAAAUCAAGAAAAAAUAAUUUGUUGGAGGCGAGACAACACAACAAUGAGUUUCUCGGUGGUCUUAUUCCACAAUCCUCACUCUGCAACACCAACAUUACCCACUACCAUCUGCACAAUCUCAUCAUCUUCUUCAUCUUUCAGACCAAGAAAAACUCCUUCUUCUUCAACUAAUCGCAUCUUCCCCAUUAAUCAACCUAAACCAUUAAUCAAAAAGCUUCAAAUCGAAACCCUAGCCGCCAGAGACACAAUCAUAGAUUUCGGCAAACACAAGGGCAAAAUGCUCGGUUCUUUGCCUUCUUCUUACCUCAAAUGGGUCUCUAAGAAUCUUCGCGCAGGAGAUUCUGAGUUCUGGGCAAAGCUUGCGGACGAAGUGCUCGAGGACGAUGUUUAUAAAGAUAGGACUGAGUGGGAAUUUGCAGAGAAAAUCCUCCGUGGAAGUGAUGAGAGCAUGAAGGCUUUGACCUCUGUGAGGAAGAACGGAGAAGAGGCAAACUCUGUCUCGAUGUUGUUGGAGAUUAGUGAGAGAUUUGGUUGGGAUAAUGAAGAUAAGAUUGGUUGGAGCAAAAUCAAUUUCGAGCUUUUGGGGACAAGCAAAGGUGGUCGGAUUCCUAGGUUAAGGCAGAGUAGAGAAGAAGACGAAGAGAGACGCGAGAUGGUAAGAAGAAGAGAGAUUAACAAGAAGGAGAAAGAGGAAGAUGGUAAUGGAUGGAGGAGAAGAGAGAGGAGAGAGAGGCUGAGGCAGAGUUUGGGGAGAGAAAAAGAAGCCGGCGAUGAUGGCAAGACGGUGAAUAGGAGUGACCAGAAGGGUAUUUUGGGGAAAUUAGAAAAUAUAGAGAAGCAACUUGAGCCAAAGAUUUAUAGUCCUUUUCCAGGUCGUGAGAGUCUGUUGAAGAAAGUGAUGAACAAGAGAGGCAUUCAAUGACAAUUUCUAAAUCUGUUAAUCUCGUUACAUUUCACAGAUUCAUUAAAAGCAAAGAAAGGAAUCUCCUUUGU